AUGGAAGGCACAAAUUCAGAAAAUGAAGAACUGAUGAUACAGAAAGUUGUAACGAACGAGCCUGAAGAACAAUUCUGUAUACCAAAUGGCUUCAGUAUCGUGGACAUGCAGCACAUCUUUGCUGAAUUUCAGAAAAUAGGUGACCAUGCUAAAAACAGGGAAGACUGUGGAAUUAGACACCUGAAAAUAACCGGCAUGAAACGGUCGGGCCUGAGGACCAUCCUCAGUUGUGCAGUUGCUGGAACAAUUGUGAAUGGAGGCAGUUAUGCCCAAAUGGAGGAGUUCCUUGCAGCGAUGAACAUACCCUCCAUGUCGAAGAAAGAAUUUAGAAAGCAUCACGAUAAAAUCGUGAAAGCACUAAUUGUUGCUGCAGAAGAAGAGAUGGUAACAGCGGCAGAGGAAGAAAAACGCUUGGCCAUUGAAAGAGGCGAUAUUGUUUCCGGAUGUGGAAUCCCUCACAUCCCCGUUGUGGCCGAUGGAAGCUGGAUGAAACGAUCAUACCGGACUGGAACAAAAAUGAAAGAAGUUGUAAAGAUGACAACACCUGGUCCAUUCAGAAGAAUCGUUGAAAGCAGCAUUCGGCGAAUGCGUGCGGAUAUAGUAAAAGCCGCAGAGUACAGAUACAGUCAGCAAGUAACAACCGCUGAAAAAAUUAAGAAUUUGUAUGCCGACAUACACAAUGUUCCUAGCCAUGUUUUUGGUGAACAUGCAGAUUGUUCAAAACUACAAUACUUCUGCGAUGGAACGAGUAAAAAAGAUGAAAAGGACAUUGUUCCCGAAUUGAUGAAGAUGGGAGUGUAUGAACAAAUCAAAGAAAUACUUCGACCUCUGUUGGCGCAUGCUGAGAGUUUGCUGUAUAACAGCAACAAUAAUGCCGUCGAAAGUUUCAAUGGAAUCGUCGCAAAAUAUACAGGAGGAAAAAGAUUGAAUUUCGGCGAGAGGGGAUCUUACACGGGAAGAUGUGCUGCUGCUGUCCUACAGUAUAACACAAAACAAGUGUUGUCGCGUCUGAAUACGGCGAUGAACAAGGAACCGCCCGUUAUUUUACGCAAAAUAGAAAAUAGAAGGAAGAAAGAAAAUGAGAAAUACAGUGAAAAGAGAAAGGAAAAAAAAAUUACAAAGCACGUGCGGAAACAAUUCCGUUCUGAAAAGGAUUCCAAUUACGGACCAAAUGCUGAAAAGCCGGAUAUGGCUAACAAUAUUUAUGAAUUAGAGAAAAAAAAACAUAUGGAAAUGUUACAGAAUUGGCAAAAUAGAAGAGAUGCCAUUGAAGAAGAAACCAUCGGUCAAGCGAAAAAUCCGAGAUGGUUGAAUUACAAAUCUAAAUUAUUGACGGCCUCAAAUUUCGGACGAAUAUGCCGUCGUCGAAUUGGCACGCUCUGUGGAAAUUCAGUGAAGUCGUUAGUGUAUCCACGACUGAUUAGUGCACCUGCAGUACAAUAUGGACAGGAAUGCGAAAAAUUCGCACGUGAACAACUAAGUGUGUGCAUUGGUGUUGAAAUUAAAGAAUGUGGAUUAUUUAUUGAUAGUGCCAUCCCGUUCUUAGGAGCUUCGCCAGAUGGACUUAUAGACGAAGAGGGCAUUGUGGAAAUCAAAUGUCCGAAAACGGCGGAGAAUUUAUUGCCGGAGGAGGCAAUCAAAACUGUUGCAGCUAUUCGGCGUAUAUUUGCAGACGCAGAAGGAAAUGAAUUGAACAGGAACCACUACUAUUACUACCAAGUACAAGGACAACUACAUGUCACAGAUUUUCGAAGAAAGGAUUCCCGAGAAGAGGUUUUUUGGAGCGAAGCGAGCGUAGGACUCUAA
Messenger RNA from Osmia lignaria (orchard mason bee), 1806 nucleotides. Lineage: Eukaryota; Metazoa; Arthropoda; Insecta; Hymenoptera; Megachilidae. The record is from RefSeq and is a predicted model, not a curated record.